CAUCACAACUUUGUGUGUAUUCAUGACUUAUCUAUCCUAUGAAUCGUCAACAAAGACACAGACGUAGAUAUGGAUGACAUUCACGGGAAAUCGCUUGUCAUGUAUUUUAUAUUAUUUUUAUGUCUUGUAUCACUUGCGGGAUGUGAUAAAUACCGGAUCGGAGUGGGAAUCGGCGAUAUCACUGGCCCCGCCGCUGAUAUUAACAUGAUGGGUUACGCAAAGCCGGGUCAGGACACCCAUGGCAUCCAUUUAAGACUCUUCAGCAGAACCGCUAUCAUUGAAGACCUCUCGGGAAACAGAGUUUGUUUCGUCUCAUCGGAUAUCGCAAUGAUUUCACAACUCCUUAAAUUAGAGGUGGUCAAAGUUCUGGAGCAGAAAUACAAAGGGGUGUACACUAUAAACAACGUGAUGCUGACCUCCACGCACACCCAUUCAGGUCCGGCCGGAUUUCUGCAAUACAUUCUGUAUAUAAUAUCAUCGCAAGGAUUCAUUGAACAAAACUUUAAUGCCAUCAGAGAUGGUUGCCGAAUACGGUUGUUAUGCUUCCUCCAAAGGGAUAGAUAUGACUACAACACCGACAAGAAUAUGACUGUCCUUAAGCUGACCGAUAGUAAUGGUCGGGGUUUGGGUGCGAUCUCGUGGUUCGCAGUUCACGCCACGUCUAUGAACAACACCAACAAACUGAUUAGCGGUGAUAAUAAGGGCUACGCCUCGCAACUCUUUGAACAGGACAUGAAUGGGGGUUCACUCCACGGGAAGGGGCCAUUCGUGGCGCUGUUCCCGCAGUCCAAUGAGGGCGACGUCUCGCCUAAUAUUAAUGGACCCUUUUGUUUGGACACUGGAUUGCCGUGCGAUGCCAUCACCAGUACUUGCGGUGGACGGAACGAGAACUGUGUGGCCUCUGGUCCGGGCAGUGAUAUGUUUGAAAGCACUAAAAUCAUUGGUUACCGGCAGUACGCCAAAGCCAAAGAGCUGUACAACGGCGCCGACACUCAACUGUCCGGAAAAGUGCAAUACAUUCACCAAACGAUAAACAUGUCUGACGUGACCAUUCAAUUUCCGGACAAUACGACUGGAAAGACAUGUGCGGCGGCCAUGGGUUAUAGUUUUGCCGCCGGAACCACCGACGGACCUGGUGCUUUUGACUUUCGUCAGGGUGACACGAGUACGAGUCCCUUCUGGAAUUUGGUCCGCAAUCUAAUCAGGACACCAUCGAAGCAGAUAAUUGAGUGCCAAACCCCUAAACCUAUUCUGUUCCCCACGGGAGAGAUGAAGUUCCCGUAUUUGUGGGAACCGUCUGUAUUGCCGACACAGAUAUUCAGGAUCGGAGGCCUUCUUAUUAUAGCGGUUCCCGCGGAGUUCACUACAAUGUCCGGCCGUAGACUUCGAGAUGCAGUCAAAGUGGCCUUUGAUAAACACGUGCCAAACAGUGAUGUGGAUGUUGUGAUCGCAGGUCUGGCCAACGCUUACUCGUCGUAUGUGACGACUUUUGAAGAAUACCAAAUCCAACGCUAUGAGGGCGCCUCCACUCUGUUUGGUCCGUACACUCUGGACGCGUAUAUUCAACAAUACAGUAGAUUAGCCACGAGUUUAGCCAAAGGCGUGUCAGUAGAUCCGGGACCCGCCGAACCCAAUCUUCUAAGUCAACAAAUAUGUCUCAAACCGGGCGUUAUAUACGACGGCGCGCCGUUCGGCAAGAGGUUUGGCGAUGUGUUGGCGGACGCCAACGACCGCUACAGUCCCGGUGACAGAGUUAAAGUGACUUUCGUGAGCGCCAACCCCAGGAAUGACGUGAGAGCUGAGAGCACUUUCCUCGCCAUAGAGAGAUUGAAUGCCACCUCUUCUAAUUGGACUCUCAUUGCCACCGAUGCCAACUGGGAGACCAGCCGCUCUCACUUCACCUAUAACAAACCCUAUAAGGAGUCCUAUAGCUCCGGCCGUUCAAUCGGGUCAGACAUUUUGGGAACAGUAAGAAUUUGA
Molecule: messenger RNA, 1980 nt
Organism: Oppiella nova
Lineage: Eukaryota; Metazoa; Arthropoda; Arachnida; Sarcoptiformes; Oppiidae
Source: the annotation of a GenBank genome assembly